Messenger RNA from Pongo pygmaeus (Bornean orangutan), 2431 nucleotides. RefSeq names its product nei like DNA glycosylase 1 (gene NEIL1). The transcript has 11 exons. Gene Ontology annotation, molecular function: DNA-(apurinic or apyrimidinic site) endonuclease activity; zinc ion binding; DNA N-glycosylase activity. Gene Ontology annotation, biological process: base-excision repair. Gene Ontology annotation, cellular component: nucleus. The record is from RefSeq and is a predicted model, not a curated record. The coding region runs from base 1046 to 2218 and encodes 390 amino acids. Lineage: Eukaryota; Metazoa; Chordata; Mammalia; Primates; Hominidae.
UGUUAAUUCUAUUCAUUUAUUUUGGCAGAAGUAUUUUAAAGUAAAUUAGACAAAUCAUGACAUUUCAUACCCAAUACUUUAACAUGCAUCUCUAAAAACCAAUUUCUUACAAAGCCACAUAAUUUUAUUACGCCUAAUAAGGAGACGUAGCAGGGUAGUGUGGAGGGGAAAUCGUGGCGAUGGGUUAGGUAUACACUUAGAAUGAAGUGCAGACUCCACACGGAGGCUCUUCCGAGGCCCAACCGGACCUGACCUGGGCCCUGUUUGCUUCUCUGUCUCCACCUGCCAGCAUUACCCGCAGCUACACUCCAGCCACACAGGACUUCUUUGAGUUCUUUCAGUGAUCAAUCUCUUUCUCCCGUCAGGGCCUUUGCACUGGCGGUUCCUUCCGCCGGACAUGUCGGGUUUCCUCGUUUUUCCGGGCUGGCGCCUUCUGAUUUCAGAGACUCUCCGCAGCAGAACCAUCUCAAGUGGGUCUACCUCUUCGCCUUUUUUUGUUGUUGUUGCUUGGCUGCACUUCUGACCGGGCAGGCAGUGAUGAUGUUUGUUUAUGAGUUAGGUCUGACUGUUCGUUGGUGCUUAGGAUCCCCACCGGGUCCCUAGGGCCUGUGCGUACCGCGCACCUGUGCACGUCUUGCGCGCAGCUGCAGGCGACUCCGCUCUGGCUCGUCGCUGCUAUUUCCUGCUGGGGGUGCAGACCCUGUCCCAGGCUAGCUGGGUGACUUCCCCCAACCGCAGAGACAGCGGCGACCCGGGGCCUCAGACCUGCCCCCGCAUCCCGCCGGCGCCAGGCAGUGGGAAGUCAGGUUCUUCCGCCACCUCCCAGCCAGGAUUUGGAGCCUCACGUUCUCCCUCAAAACGAGCCCUGUGGGUGCCAGGCCAGGGGCGGCGCCCAGGUGUGGAGGGGGCAAGGUACGGGCGUCUGCCGUCGCUAAGUGCCCCCUUCCACUUAAGGCACACCUUCGCCUCCGAUUCCGAACAGCCCGCGGACAGAGGCAAGUGGCAAAGCGGGGAGAGCGAAGGACUCUUGUCACCCUCCCUCAGGAUGCCUGAGGGCCCUGAGCUGCACCUGGCCAGCCAGUUUGUGAACGAGGCCUGCAGGGCGCUGGUGUUCGGCGGCUGCGUGGAGAAGUCCUCUGUCAGCCGCAACCCUGAGGUGCCCUUUGAGAGCAGUGCCUACCGCAUCUCAGCUUCAGCCCGCGGCAAGGAGCUGCGCCUGAUACUGAGCCCUCUGCCUGGGGCCCAGCCCCCCCAGGAGCCGCUGGCCCUGGUCUUCCGCUUCGGCAUGUCCGGCUCUUUUCAGCUGGUACCUCGCGAGGAGCUGCCACGCCAUGCCCACCUGCGCUUUUACACGGCCCCGCCUGGCCUCCGGCUCGCCCUGUGUUUCGUGGACAUCCGCCGGUUCGGCCGCUGGGACCUUGGGGGAAAGUGGCAGCCGGGCCGCGGGCCCUGUGUCUUGCAGGAGUACCAGCAGUUCAGGGAGAAUGUGCUACGAAACCUAGCGGACAAGGCCUUUGACCGGCCCAUCUGCGAGGCCCUCCUGGACCAGAGGUUCUUCAAUGGCAUUGGCAACUAUCUGCGGGCAGAGAUCCUGUACCGGCUGAAGAUCCCCCCCUUUGAGAAGGCCCGCUCGGUCCUGGAGGCCCUGCAGCAGCGCAGGCCGAGCCCGGAGCUGACCCUGAGCCAGAAGAUCAGGACCAAGCUGCAGAAUCCAGACUUGCUGGAGCUAUGUCACUCAGUGCCCAAGGAAGUGGUCCAGUUGGGGGGCAAAGGCUACGGGUCAGAGAGUGGGGAGGAGGACUUUGCCGCCUUUCGAGCCUGGCUGCGCUGCUAUGGCAUGCCAGGCAUGAGCUCCCUGCAGGACCGGCAUGGCCGUACCAUCUGGUUCCAGGGGGAUCCUGGACCCUUGGCACCCAAAGGGCGCAAGUCCCACAAAAAGAAAUCCAAGGCCACACAGCCAAGUCCUGAGGACAGAGUGGAGGACCCUUCGCCUCCAAGCAAGGCCCCUUCCAGGACACGAAGGGCAAAGAGAGACCUUUCUAAGAGGACUGCAACCCAGCAGCCUGAGGGGACCAGCCUCCAGCAGGACCCAGAAGCUCCCACAGUGCCCAAGAAGGGGAGGAGGAAGGGGCGACAGGCAGCCUCUGGCCACCGCAGACCCCGGAAGGUCAAGGCUGACACCCCAUCCUUGGAACCAGAGGGGACCUCAGCCUCUUAGCAGGAGGGUCUCCUUGCUUGCACUCACCCUUUCUUAUUGUCUUGCCCUGAAUCUGGGGGUCUGAAUUCUUGGGAGCAGGCAAUACCUGAAGGUGCAAACAGGCCCUACGGCUGUUCCCUGCACAACUCUCAUGGUUUUAAUUGUACCCCAUCUUCCAUAUCUUUAAAGCGCAUGUAAAAAAUGCUGCAUUUUUAAUAAACUGAUAAAUGUGAA